AUGACUAGGACUCAACAUCAUCAUCACAACACCCCCCAGUUUCCUGUCUACUGUUUGGACUGGGUCGACGACACAACUCUUAUUCUCGGCGGCGGUGGUGGAGCUUCUCGAUCAGGUAUUGAGAAUAAACUCAAACUAUGCAGAGUCUCGAAAGAUGGAAGAAACGUAAAAUACAUCAACGAACUCAAGCUCAGUGGAGAUGAAGAUGCUCCAAUGACAUUAGCCAUCGACCGGAAUAACAAGCAGCUCAUCACUGGUAUCAACGCCAGUGCAGCUAGUGUACGGGAAGGUAAAAACGAACAGUGUAGGACGUUUUCUUUCGGGAAUGAUAAAUUAGAAUACGUCAAAGCUGCUGGGACAAUUGAUGCCAUUUGGUCCGAUGACUAUCCCUAUCAGAAACUUACUGCGUUCUCGACAAAGCUGAGUCUCGUAGCAGUGGGGACGACAGAUAACCAAGUUUCGAUAUUGAGAUCACCUUCUUUGGAAGUGGUCGCUCCUACGUUUGCUGUGGAUGGCGAGUUGGUCGAUCUGGAUUGGGGCGGUGAAGGUGAAGAAUGGUUGGCAGUGACUACAGAUGCCUCACUCUGCAUCUACCACGUGAACACAAAUGACAAGGUCACUCUGGAAUUGAAGCAAACUAUUUAUCCGCCCAGUCUUGAUAUAUCCCCUGUCGCUUUCCGUGCUGCUCGAUUCUCACCUGUGAAGGUCUCGCCGCCUACCAUUCAUGGGGUUUUGAAUGUUUCCAAAACACCAGCCAAGAGAGGUGCGCCUCGGAAAGCUUUCGUGGUAUCUUUCGGUAUCGUAGCAGGCCCCAGCAUCGCUCCACUCGUUCUUGACUCCUCUCAAGGUAGCACAGUCAAAGGCAAGGAGAAAGAAGGUAGUGACUUGGGCAAAUGGGACGUCUUGGUGAAGCGUGAAGUAGCUGGAAAGCCAAUCACAGUCUUCGAUGUCAGCUCGGACGGACAGUUGCUAGCAUACGGCUGUUCAGAUCUCUCCAUCGGAAUACUUGACUCCAAGACUUUAGCGCCCCUUCUCAAGAUCCUUCACGCACACUCGUUCCCUCCAACCGCGCUCAAAUUCAACCCUUCAGCAUCAUUGAUGGUAUCCGCUAGUGCAGACAAUACAAUACGAGCAGUCGUGGUCCCUGCUUCAUUUGGUGGGGUGUCCAUGACACUCAUUGCUCUCUUGGUGGCGAUCCUGGCUAUCCUAGUAGUACUGGUAAUGAGGAGAUAG
This is a messenger RNA of Tremella mesenterica DSM 1558, 1233 nucleotides long. RefSeq lists its product as uncharacterized. The record is from RefSeq and is a predicted model, not a curated record. The transcript has 10 exons. Gene Ontology annotation, molecular function: GTPase activator activity; protein binding; guanyl-nucleotide exchange factor activity. Gene Ontology annotation, cellular component: endoplasmic reticulum membrane. The coding region runs from base 1 to 1233 and encodes 410 amino acids. Lineage: Eukaryota; Fungi; Basidiomycota; Tremellomycetes; Tremellales; Tremellaceae. Gene Ontology annotation, biological process: protein secretion.